AUGCAGUAUAAUAUCUCCUUCAUGUCCCUUCUUGAAACAAAAAUCAAAGAUACAAAAGUUCUAGAUAUUGCUAAAAAGAUAGCAAAUAAUUGGGACUGGUGCUCAAAUGCUAGCUGCACUGAAAAAGGCAGAAUUAUAUCACUAUGGGACCCCAGCUUUCUAGAAGUUCAUAUUAUCAAAUCAUCACCUCAACAAAUUACAUGUAAUGUCAAAGCUCUUGAUGGUAGUCUCAAUUGUAUCAUUUCAUUAAUCUAUGGAUACAAUUCCUCUGAAUCUAGGAAAGAUCUGUGGAAUGAAUUAGGCCUCAUUCAACAAACUUCUGGAAAUAUUCCAUGGCUCCUUAGUGGAGAUUUCAAUGCUAUGAUCAACAAUGAGGAAAAAUUGGGGGGUGCUGUGUUAACUGAAGCUGAUACAAGAGACUUCAAUGAGUUUAUUGAUGACUGUCAGCUCUCCCACCUCAAAACCAUUGGUUGUUUCUAUACAUGGAACAACAAGCAAGAUACAAUCACUAGAGUGUGGAGUAACCUCAAAACCAUUGGUUGUUUCUAUACAUGGAACAACAAGCAAGAUACAAUCACUAGAGUGUGGAGUAGAUUAGACAGAGCCCUAGUCAAUGACCAAUGGAUCAAUCUGGUUAACUCAAGUCAUGUUGAGUAUAUGCUCCCUAGUUUUUCUGACCAUUCUCCCGCCCUUGUUUUAAUCUAUGCAGAUAAUAUUCAGGGGGAAAAGCCUUUUAAAUUCUUCAAAAUGUGGACAAAGCAUGAUGAUUUCUUGCCUACAGUUUCAGCUAUAUGGGGGUCCUAUGUUGAUGGCUACAAAAUGUUCUCAGUCUUCUCUAAACUGAAACAACUGAAAGGAUCGUUGAAGGAGCUAAACAAAAGACAUUUCCACAACAUUAGCGAACAGGUCCAAAGAGCAAAACUGGCAUUGGAGGAAAUUCAAAAGAAGCUUCAAUCUGACCCCUUUAAUGAUGCACUCAUUAGUCAAGAAAGAAGCCUUAAUCUUAUGGGAUCUGCCACUCCAACUUCAACUCCAGACAUCAAUGUAAUCCGCAGUGGCCCUUGCCUAUUAGAAAGCCAUGCAAAUCUGUUAUAUGCACCAGUUACUAAAGAUGAGAUAAAAGUUGCUAUGUUCUCCAUGCCUGAUAACAAAGCACCAGGUCCCGAUGGAUAUAGUGCAUCUUUUUUCAAAUCUUCUUGGUCGAUUAUUGGAGAUGAAGUCACAGCUACAAUUAAAGAAUUUUUCAGAAUGGGAAAAUUACUAGGGGUAGUAAAUUCUACCUAUAUAGCACUGAUUCCAAAAAUCCAAUGCCCUAAGACCCCUACUGAUUUCAGACUUAUCUCCUACUGUAACUGUCUCUACAAAAUCAUCUCAAAAAUCCUAGCAAACAGAAUUCAAUCUGUCAUGGGUUUCCUCACCAAUGAAGCUCAAUGUGCCUUCGUGAAGAGUAGACAAAUUACAAAUAACAUGUUGCUAGCACAUGAACUUGUUAAAAAUUAUGGAAGAAAGCAUGUGUCCCCCAGAGUUAUGAUCAAUAUUGACAUCAGGAAAGCCUUCGACACAAUCAGUUGGAAAUUCCUGCAAGAUAUUCUCAAUGACAUGGGUUUUCCAAAGGUAUUUACUAGCUGGAUUACUACUUGCAUUCCCACUCCAAGGUAUUCCAUUUCUCUUAAUGGAUCUUUACAUGGUUAUUUCAAAGGCAAAAGAGGUUUAAGACAAGGUGACCCCCUCUCUCCAUAUCUUUUCAUUCUUGGAAUUAAGGGGGAGCUUUAUUCAGUUCAAAAAAUCUAUGACUGUGUAAAAGAUUUUGGUGAAAAAUCUGGUUUGGAAGCAAAUCCAUCUAAAUGUGCUAUUUACUAUGGAGGGGUUGAAGAAUCAAUUAAGGGUGUUAUAAGGAACAGUUUAAACUUUCCUGAGGGAAGUUUACCAAUCAAAUACCUUGGUCUGCCUCUUAUAAGUAAAAGAAUGUCAUAUAUAGACUGCAGUCCACUUUUCAUUAAGAUUUUAGGUCAGUUUCAAGCUUGGGUCAAGCUUAAAAAGCUGUCAUAUGCUGGUAGAUUGCAGAUUAUUAAAAGUGUCAUCCUGGGCAUCCAAAUUUUCUGGACUUCUUGCUACAUUCUUCCAGUUAAGGUCUUGCGCAGAAUUGAUGAGCUCUGUAGAAACAUUUUGUGGGGCAACUCUGAUCAGAAAUUUAAACCUCCUCUUGUGAAUUGGGAAAAAGUUUGCACUGGAAAAAAGAAUGGAGGCCUUGGUAUUAUUUCUGCUUCCUUGUGGAACACUGCUGCUGCAUUGAGAACUAUCUGGAUUUGGAAUGCCAUCAUGGACUGGUUGAAAUUUAAAUGGAGGGCAUCGGAAUGGAGGCUAUUACUGGAUUGGUAUAAUUCCAGGCUAAAGGGAAAGGGUAUCACUCAAAGAAUCAAAAGAAUGGCUCUCUCUACUGCUGUAUACACUAUCUGGAGAGAAAGGAAUGACAAACUUUUCAAAGGACAGACCAGAAGCAGUGAUCAUUUGAUUAAAAGCAUUAAAGUGGAUAUCUUAACUAUUCUUCUCAAUUCCCCAAUCCCAGCUGAAGAAAAAGUUUGGCUCUCCUCACUAUAG
Molecule: messenger RNA, 2598 nt
Organism: Asparagus officinalis (garden asparagus)
Lineage: Eukaryota; Viridiplantae; Streptophyta; Magnoliopsida; Asparagales; Asparagaceae
Exons: 4
Coding region: 1-2598 (865 amino acids)
Source: RefSeq, a predicted model, not a curated record